Messenger RNA from Heteronotia binoei (common prickly gecko), 6018 nucleotides. It is a transcript of the gene DMGDH, whose product is annotated as dimethylglycine dehydrogenase. The transcript is spliced from 16 exons. NCBI's taxonomy places the organism in Eukaryota, Metazoa, Chordata, Lepidosauria, Squamata, Gekkonidae. The record is from RefSeq and is a predicted model, not a curated record. Bases 135 to 2747 code for a protein of 870 amino acids. Gene Ontology annotation, cellular component: mitochondrion. Gene Ontology annotation, molecular function: oxidoreductase activity; protein binding.
GUCCUGAGAGGGGCGGAUCCAGUUCCCUCAGCUGCGGGGGCUGCUCUCCAAACGGAAAGAGGUCUGGUCUCUUGAGGGUCGGAGCCGUGCGUAGGGAGUUUGUGCGCGGGGGUUCUGCGAGGCAGGGAGACGCCAUGCUCCGGGAAGCCCUGAGACUCCUUCCACCAAAGCUGCGUCGAGAGGGCGCCCGUUGGUUUUCUCCGGCGCCGUCUGCGCGCCUCUUUGCCUGCGGCUCUGGGCCCGAGAGGUGGAAAGAAAAACCAAUAUCUUUAGAAGCAAGAUGGAAAGAUGCAGCAGACACAGUAAUUAUUGGAGGAGGCUGUGUUGGUGUGAGUCUUGCCUACCAUCUGGCCAAGGCAGGCAUGAAGGACGUGGUUCUCUUGGAAAAAUCUGAACUUACUGCUGGGUCUACUUGGCAUGCAGCAGGUUUGACAACAUAUUUUCAUCCUGGAAUAAAUUUGAAGAAAAUCCACCACUACAGCAUCAAACUUUAUGAGAAAUUAGAAGAAGAGACUGGACAGGCUGUGGGGUUUCAUCAGCCAGGAAGUAUUAGAAUUGCUUCAACCCCAACAAGAGUAGAUGAAUUUAAAUACCAAAUGUCUCGUGCUGGUUGGCACCCAACAGAACAAUAUCUUGUUGGGCCAGAGAGAGUGCAAGAACUGUUCCCUUUAUUAAACAUGGAAAAGGUUUUAGCUGGUUUGUACAAUCCUGGAGAUGGUCAUAUCGAUCCUUAUUUACUCACUAUGGCCUUGGCAGCAGGAGCCAGGAAAUAUGGUGCGCUGUUAAACUAUCCAGUUGAAGUAACUAAUCUAAAAUCUAGAUCUGAUGGGACAUGGGAAGUUGAAACUCCACAUGGAAUAAUCCAAGCAAACAGGGUUGUUAAUACAGCUGGAUUCUGGGCUCGUGAAAUAGGCAAAAUGAUCGGACUGCAUCACCCUCUCAUACCAGUUCACCAUCAAUAUGUUGUAACCACAACUAUCCCUGAAGUGAAAGCCCUGAAGAGGGAAAUGCCUGUGCUUCGUGAUUUAGAAGGUUCCUAUUAUCUAAGGCAAGAAAGGGAUGGGCUUUUAUUUGGCCCAUAUGAAAACCAAGAAAAAAUGAAACUACAGGAAUCCUGGGUAGAACAUGGAGUUCCACCAGGUUUUGGAAAGGAGCUUUUUGAGUCCGAUUUGGACCGAAUAAUGGAACAUGUUGAGGCCGCCAUGGAAAUGGUUCCAGUCCUGAAACAAGCGGAGAUUAUUAAUGUAGUUGCUGGUCCCAUAACAUAUUCUCCAGACAUUCUGCCUAUGGUGGGACCACAUCAGAGUGUCCGAAAUUACUGGGUGGCGAUUGGUUUUGGAUAUGGCAUAAUCCAUGCUGGUGGCAUAGGAAAGUAUCUCACCAACUGGAUACUCAACGGGGAGCCGUCUUUCGAUCUCAUAGAGUUAGAUCCAAAUAGAUACGGAAAAUGGACAACCACACAAUUCACAGCAGCAAAAGCAAGAGAGUCUUAUGGAUUUAACAAUAUUGUUGGGUAUCCUAAAGAAGAAAGAUUUGCUGGGAGACCUACGGAAAGAGUCAGUGGGCUUUAUAAAGACCUUAAGUCUAAAUGUUCAAUGGGUUUCCAUGCAGGAUGGGAGCAGCCUCAUUGGUUCUACAAACCUGGUGAUGACAUUGGAUACAAGCCUAGUUUUAAACGCACAAACUGGUUUGAACCUGUUGGUCGUGAAUAUAAGCAGGUGAUGGAAAAAGUGGGUGUGAUUGACCUUACUCCAUUUGGCAAAUUUAGCAUCAGAGGCCGUGAUUCUAUUAAACUUUUGGAUCAUCUGUUUGCAAAUGUGAUUCCAAAGGUGGGUUUCACAAAUAUAAGUCAUAUGUUGACUCCAAGAGGUAGAGUUUAUGCUGAGCUUACAGUCUCUCAUGUGAAGGAAGGGAAAUUUUUGUUAGUUACUGGUUCUGGAUCAGAGCUUCAUGAUUUGAGAUGGAUUGAAGAGGAGGCUGUGAGAGGACAAUAUAAGACGGAGAUAACAAACGUUACAGAAGAACUGGGAGUCCUUGGUGUAGCGGGUCCGUAUGCACGGAAAGUCCUCCAGAAAUUAACAACAGAGGACAUCAGUGAUGCUGCAUUUAGCUUUCUCCUAUCCAGGCACUUAAAGGUUUCUGGUAUUCCUGUUACUGCAAUUAGAAUUUCAUACACAGGUGAACUGGGCUGGGAGUUGUACCACAGACGGAAAGAUUCUGCAGCUUUAUACCAUGCCAUCAUGGAAGCAGGCCAGGAAGAAGGAAUUGACAACUUCGGGACAUAUGCGCUGAACGCACUGAGGCUAGAAAAGGCUUUUCGUGCCUGGGGAGCAGAGAUGAAUUGUGACACCAAUCCUUUGGAAGCUGGGCUGAAAUAUUUUAUAAAGAUGAAUAAGCCAGCAGACUUCAUAGGAAAGCAAGCACUGAAGCAGUUUAUUGAAAAGGGGCUGCAGCGGCAGCUUGUGUAUCUCACUUUGGAAACAGAUAACGUUGAUCCAGAAGGAAAUGAAAGUGUCUGGUAUAAUAACAAGGUAAUUGGAAAUACUACAUCUGGAAGUUACAGCUACAGUAUUAAUCAGAGUCUGGCUUUUGCAUAUGUGCCUGUGGAACUCAGUAGGGUUGGACAGAAGCUUGAAGUUGAACUACUUGGAAGGAAUUACCCAGCCACUGUAGUGCAAGAACCACUGGUGAUGACAGAACCAACACGAACUCGUCUUCAGAAGAAGGGAGGGAGUGCAAAAGGCUAAACAAGGCAGACACAUCAUGCUUCAGGAGGCUGUAUGUGAUUUACCUAUAAAAUAUGGUAUCAUUCACAGUUGUUUCCUGUAUGUUUCCCACUUUUUAUGCACAAUGAGGAUUCUGGUCAGUAAACUUACUGAGCACUAAGGAAGAAAGAGAGGUCUGCUUUUCAUAAGUUUCUCAUGAAUCAUGAAGAAAGAUUUUAGGUUCAAAAUAUUUAUUUCUGAUUUACUUUUAAUCACCUUAUCUUAACUGUUCUCCCUGAUGUUUGAUGUUCAUAUGAACAUAAGAAGAGCUCUGCUGGAUUAGACCAGUAGUCCAUCUAGUCCAACAUUCUGUUUCACAUUCUGUUUUACGUAGUGGCCAACCAAUUCCUCUGGAGGUCUGACAACUGAGCAUAGUUCUUCCUCUGAUGUUGCUUCCUGGUGCUGGUGUUUAGAGGCUGACUGCUUCUGAACGUGGAGGCUCCCUUUAGUCACUAUGACUAGUAGCCACUGACAGACCCAUCCCCCAUUAAUCUGUCUAACCUCUUUUAAAGACAUCUAUUCUUGUGGCUAUCACUACACCCUCCAGCAGUAAAUUCCUAAUUUUUUUCCAUAUGAACAAAGACCAGGAAUAGGUGAGGAAAGUUUAGAGAGAUUUGCGCUACAAUCUCCAGUUGCAUCUCCAACAAAGUUGGGUAACAGCAUAAACUAACAGACUGUAUCUCUCUUUGGUGCUUUGUGCACAAAUAAGCUUCGCUAUGUAAAAUGUGCACUAAAGAGGAAAACAGUUUUCACCAGGCAAGAGUAACAGCUGCCAUAGUCUACUGUAGUUUAAACUACUGCUUGUGCUGUGUCCCCCUUUCUGAACAAAAUGAAUUCAUACUAAUGUAUCUGGAGGUAAAUGAUGUGCACCAUGUCAUCUUCCCCAGCAGAACCUUGCUGCAAAGGCUGCCACAGAAUAAUUAAAAUUCACCCAUUAUUCAGCUGUUGAUCUGACACCAGCUGUUAAAUUACUCCAGGGCGCUCAGAGCGCUUUACCACAAAGCAACCAUUGCAAAUGGCUUUGUGGACAAAUUUAGAAUAUCAUUUUGCAGCUUAGACCUUAGUGGAACUAGAUGUUACUGCUUGUUUUCUUAUGUGGGGCUGAAGAUCUUUACUAAAGAACUAAUCUGAGGUAGGAAGGAUUAGUUAGUUUAUUCAUAGAAUCAUAGAGUUGGAAGGGACCUCCAAGGUCAUCUAGUCUAGCCCCCUGCACAAUGCAGGAAACUCACAAAUACCUCCCCCUAAAUUCACAGGAUCUUCAUUGCUGUCAGAUGGCCAUCUAGCCUCUGUUUAAAAACCUCCAAGGAAGGAGAGCCCACCACCUCCCGAGGAAGCCUGUUCCACUGAGGAUCCGCUCUGUCAGGAAGUUCUUCCUAAUGUUGAGCCAGAAAUUCUUUUGAUGUAAUUUCAACCCAUACAUAAAUAUAUGUAGUAAGACUUUUGAAUAUUUUGAUUCCAGUGGCACUAUUAAGAGCAACAGAGUUUUAUCUAAGGCAUAAGCUUUUGUGUAAAUGCACACUUAUUCAGAUACAAUGAAAUGGACCUUAUCAGUCCAUACAUAUAUGUAGAGGGUGAGGAGCAUAAUUAAAAUAACAGAUUCAAGAUCUUAAAGGUGCCACUAGACUCAAACUUUGUUCCGCUACUUCAGACCAACAAGGCUACCCACCUUAAUCUAUCUUUUUGAAUACCUUGUUCAACCAAGUUACUCCAACAAAGGUUUAGAGGGUGGAAAGAAUUCAAAUCAAGAAAAUUCAAGGAAGAAUAUUCUCUUAUGUAUGUAUUUUCCAUACAAAUGUAAGUGCCAUCAAGUUGCAACUGACUUACGGUGACCCAAACAAGGGGUUUUCAAAGCAGUUGAGAAGCAGAGGCGGUUUGCUGUUGCCUUACUCUGCAGUCUUCUUUGAUGAUCUCCCAUCCAAGUAGCAACCUGGCUUCUCUUUUGAGAUCAGGUUGUACCAUGCUGCCUUCCCGCCCUGUAUGUAGUUUUAAUAAUUAACAGAUAGAUUAGAUGAAAGUAUGGGUUGGCACUUUGUGACACUGGGUAGUGUUGCUCCCUUUUCCCCUUGUGUGCCAAAAGUGAACUGAUUCCAUACUAGCAAACUGUGAUUUGUCUUUGACCUGCAAUUCCAGAUUGCAACCCAGGUUCAAAACCAGAUUUGCAUCAAUACUUUCAGUGUACAAUGGAAAAAAGGAAUAGUCAAGCCUGUAGCACCUUCCUGGCUCAAGCACCUGGUGCCAAAUUACCGUGUGCCAAUUACUGUCAAGCCUGUAGCACCUUCCUGGUUCAAUCACCGUGCCCUAGUAUUCAAAAAUCACUCCAGGACUUUUCCAGCCAUUUUAAAAAUAACUGGUUUUAUCUUUAGUACAAAACUUGUUAGCCUAAUUUAGAAAGGACUGUGGUUAAGGCAUGCAUGGUUUUAAAUAAAUAAAUAAAUGUAGACGGACCCAGGUUCAAUUUCCAGUUAAAGGAUUUCAGGUGCUAACUGUUGGGAAAGAAAACUGUUCUCUUCUUGAGACCCUGAUGGGCCACUGCCAGCCUGUCAGAGUAGACAAUACUUUGAUAAACCAGUUAUCUGACACAGUAAAUAUCCAUCCCCACAGAAUGGAUACAUAGUGAAAGCCUUGAUGAAUGGGGAAGACCAUUGUUUGCUGCUUUUUUAAAAAGAGCAGAAGAUACAUGCUAGAGGAGAAAGAGGAUGCAAACUAUGAAGAACUAAAAUAUAAGGAUUUACAAAAUACUGGUGUUAUAUUGCUGGAGGAGGAGGUAGCCUUGCUGAUUUAAUUGCAUAAGGGUCAUAUUAGCAUCCUUUUGUUUGAUUUGUAUGUUAUCAGUGAAGUGAACAGUUUCAGGUUCAGUAACUGGCAUCACUAAUUAUGUUGCAAUGGAAAACUGUCACAUUUCUAGAACUAUGCUGCAAUGGAUACAAUGCUAAAAAGUAAUUGAUAUGCUAGUUGGAAGUUCUUCUCUCUCCCCUUGCCCCAACAUAAAGAAGGUUUGAGGGCUAGGGAGACAUGACACCCAUUCAGUGGAAAACUGCCUUGAAUAAAGUUGUUUUUGGUUUCCCACAACAUAUGAACAUUUAUUGUGUUAUACAUUGUUCAUCUGUAUUUCUAAAAUUCAAUAUAUUGUUAAAUCAAAAUGUUGUUUUAAUUCUCCGGUAUAAAAUUAUAUGGAACUUUUGAGAUGAGUUAAAAUGUAAUUCAUUGUAAUUUGUGAAGAGCUUGGAUAUUAAAGGAUGCAAACAGUGUUUAA